AAGCAACCACUGCUGUGUUGAAAUAACAGCGGAUUCGCAUCUCGUCUUAAAGACAUAUCUUGACACUCCCGUUCAGCCUUCCCUUACCUAGUCUCCUUCCUUACAAAGGUCUACGACCAUGUUUGGGUGCAUUGCAGCUGGACGGUUGGUCCAAACAAACAUGCAACAAGUUGACUCGACAAAGUAUGUUUUCCAAUUAGAUGAUCCCCAAACAAUCAACCACAUUGUGGUGUUUAUGACAGGCGUGCAACCGUUUCCUCCCGGCUUUGCGGCGACGGUGCAUUUUUUAUGGCCAGUCCCAAAUCGCAGUCCUGAAUGGCAACUACUCGGCAUGCUUUCAAACGAGAAGCCUUCCGCAAUAUUCAAACUCGGAGGGAGCAAAUCUGUUGCGUCAACUGCAUUUAGCGGAUCUGAUGUGAUGAUGAAUGAUACCCUCGUGACACCGGGUGUGGCCGCUACGAUACCCGCUCAGCUGGGAAUAUCGGUUGAGCCAAUCGAAGUGGUGUUGGCUCAAGUAAGUCAACUGCAACCAUCGUCAUCGGGAUCCGCGACGUCGGGGGCCCUGAUGAAAAGUGUAGAUCCAGCCCAACUAGUAACAAAGAUUCUAGAAAAUUUCUACAAUCAUUGCAGCGGUUUUGCUGGAAAUUUGCCAUUAGGCGGUAAUGCGCUUUUUGGGAUGGAUUGGAGCACAACGUUUAUCCCUUUGAAAGCCGUGCAGGAUUGGUACAAUUCCAUGCAGCGAAAGUUAAAAUUGGAUCCCUCUGGAAAUAGUCUGUUUAAGAGUUGAUCAUUAUUGGGAUAAUAUUUGUAUGUACAUAUUGUUAUGUUGCAAUUUUGCAAAGAAAAAAAAAACUCUGUUUCCACUGAA
Molecule: messenger RNA, 868 nt
Organism: Spizellomyces punctatus DAOM BR117
Lineage: Eukaryota; Fungi; Chytridiomycota; Chytridiomycetes; Spizellomycetales; Spizellomycetaceae
Exons: 8
Coding region: 119-787 (222 amino acids)
Biological process (GO): protein import into nucleus
Cellular component (GO): nucleus; cytosol
Molecular function (GO): nuclear import signal receptor activity
Source: RefSeq, a predicted model, not a curated record